UGAUUUAGAACCACACAAAUGGUGUGAAGGCGAGAGGGAGGAAAGAAACUCUUCUGAGUGAGGGCUGAACUGCAGAAAAGGCUAGAGCAUGUCUUUAAGGAAGAAGAAAGUAGAAAAAGAAAGAAGAAGGUGAAGAAAUUGUGUUUUACAGCUUUGAAGAAGAAGAAGAAAAAAGUGGGAAAGCUAAGAGACAAAGCUGAGGAGGAAAUGGUGGCACUGGACAGACAGAAGCGGAUGGAUAUAUGUGGUCAGCAGGACUCUGAGGAUGUGGGAGAAGCAAACAGACUAAAUAGACUCAGAGUGCUCUACAGUCCUCCAUUUCUGCUGAACAUCGCUCUGGCUCUGCAGCAUGUUCUGGUGCAGGCCUCUCUGUGUGCGCUGGUGGUGGGGGCGUUGGUGGAGGAAGCUGAGAGGGAACGAAUGGCAGGAUCUGUGUUUUUUAACUCAGGAAUUUGUACACUCCUGCAGAGUUAUUUUGGAACACGUUUACCACUGGUCCAGGCUCCAUCUUUGGACUUUCUGGUUCCUGCCUUAGUCCUGCUUUCUGCACAGACAGGGACUCCAGCAGUCUGCAGAGGGCAGUGUGAGAAAUCAAAUGAAAUUGAGGGCCCAACACACCCAGUUAGAGAGUUCCAGGGCAUGGCUGUGGUAGCAGGGCUGGUACAGCUGUUGGUGGGUUGGUCUGGUGUGGGUGGAGCUUUGCUAGGCUGCUGUGGUCCACUGGUGCUGACCCCUGUGCUCUGCAUGCUGGGCUUCUCCGUCUACAGAGAGGCGGCUCUGCUGUGUUCGGACCACUGGGGCCUUGCUCUGCUGACUGUGGUUCUACUGGUGUUUCUGUCUCAGCACCUGCGCUUCUGCUUUCUCCCUGCCUGCCUGAAAUUCCCACAGUGUCCCAUCUUCAGCAUGCUCUCAGUGCUGCUGUCUGUGCUGUUGGUGUGGGCUGUGUUUCUUGCUCUUUUCUACUACGGCCACAUCAGUCCUCACUCAGUGCCUGAACUGCUUUUAGAGAAUACUAGGUUUAAUGCAAGCCAAACCGAGAAAAGGGGUAUUCUGAACUCGUCUAGACUGCUCUUUACAGAUUCCACCACACCAUGGCUCAUUCUGCCUGUACCAGGAGAUCUAGGGCUCCCCCUGCUGUCUGGCCGAAGCAUUGCAGCAGGAGUCGCCGCAGGCUUGUCCUCCUCCAUCAGUUCACAGGCAGUGUAUGUGCUCGCCGCCCGGCUCCUGAAAGCUCCCACACCUCCAGCACAGGCCUGUAACAGAGGGCUAAGCGUGGAGGGGCUGGGAAGUGUCCUAGCUGGCCUGAUGGGAGCGCCAGUGGGGCUUUGCAGCAGUGUGGCAAAUGCCUGCACACUUGGGCUCAGCCAGUGUGGGUCUCGGGGCAGUGUGCAGCUUGCCGGAGUGAUGCUGUUGGUUCUGGGUGUGUUUCUGCGACUGACUCAGCUGCUUACCUCAAUUCCUCUGGCUAUUCACGGUGCUGUACUGAGUGUGACCUACACUGUGGCUGCGGGGACAGGAAUAACAUACCUCCAGUACACAGACGUGGACUCAGGACGCAACCUUUUCAACACAGGCUUCACUGUGUUCAUGUCUCUAGUGCUGCUCCACUGGUUCAGUAUCCGACCUGGCUUCAUCAACACAGGUGUACCCGGUUUGGAUGUAUUUCUGCAGUCUUGUCUGAUGCUGCCUGUGCUUGUGGUUGGCGUCCUGGCCUUCUUUCUGGAACACACAGUUUCAGGGACCCUGUCUGAGAGGGGUUUGGAGCAAGAUCAGAGCACUAAGAUGAUUUAUUCACUCGCUGAUCAGCUUGAAGGAGCCAGCCAAAGCCAGGAGGCCGUGUACAGUCCACCAGAAGUUGUGAGAAGAGUGAUGGGCUUGUCUGCACUCCGAAUCGUACCUUUCUGUGCCUGCAGGAGCUCAGACGUGCAGAAAACCAGGGUAACAUCUCCAGAGACGUCCACCUUAUUGCCCCAGUAACAGAUGAAGCAUGGAAUAUCCACUCAGACUGUAUAUAUAAGUUUCAAUAUAAAAUGGACAUAAUGGACAUAAUGCAGCAAUUUUGCACAUGAGCCUUGAGUGAUCACAUUUACUGGCUGGUCAAGCCAGACUAAGAACCGAGUUACAAUUGAGUUACAUUUCUUAUGUCUGUAGAGACUCUGUACUUCUUUAAUGUGUGUCUUCUUUAAUGUAGCAUGGACCCCAAAGAAGGCAAUUUUUUUAAAGAAAAAAGCUCACUUUAACCACAGCAAGAAUAAAGAAAAGGAGUGGAACAAGGUAUUUCCAUAUUGUUUAAUUUUGAAAAAUAGAUCUUUAAAUAAUUUUAUUAUAUAAUUUCUGACAUCUUUCUGGUAAAAAGUGAAUAAUGCCACAAAAUAAAAAGGUAAAUACAGCAAGUCAGAUUGUAUAUGGAGUAUUAAUCCAUAAAGCAUACAUCGGGAAUACAGACUGUAUGGCAUAACAUAAGGCUGUUCACUGAAGUAAUGGUUUUACUAAGUGAAUAACAUCAUAUAUUUCAGUAUUUUCAUUAAAUAACUCUAAUAAAGUACUGUGUGUACUGGCGUGUGUUUUA
Molecule: messenger RNA, 2569 nt
Organism: Astyanax mexicanus (Mexican tetra)
Lineage: Eukaryota; Metazoa; Chordata; Actinopteri; Characiformes; Acestrorhamphidae
Gene: slc23a3
Product: solute carrier family 23 member 3
Exons: 12
Coding region: 208-1977 (589 amino acids)
Biological process (GO): transmembrane transport
Cellular component (GO): membrane
Molecular function (GO): transmembrane transporter activity
Source: RefSeq, a predicted model, not a curated record